This is a messenger RNA of Galleria mellonella (greater wax moth), 3167 nucleotides long. RefSeq lists its product as uncharacterized. The coding region runs from base 281 to 2986 and encodes 901 amino acids. Gene Ontology annotation, molecular function: serine-type endopeptidase inhibitor activity. NCBI's taxonomy places the organism in Eukaryota, Metazoa, Arthropoda, Insecta, Lepidoptera, Pyralidae. The transcript has 15 exons. The record is from RefSeq and is a predicted model, not a curated record.
ACCUUGCGGUCGCCGCUUGUUGAUAAACCAGUAACAUUAUGACCGCCACGAGACGUGGUCGAUUUGUUUGAUACGUGUUCAGGGAAAACGUUCAUGUUUAUUUUAUUACAACUAUGUUAAGGAUCAAUACGACUUAGUGACUUUUGUGUUAUAGAAAAUAAGCUGGUUUGUGGUUAAUAAUUGCAUGAAAUAAGAGACGAGACGGAUCUUCUUUCACCUUGAACCCAAGUUUUUAUUAUCAAGUGGUUUUCCUCGUAGGUACCUAUUAUAAGUGUUCGACAUGAUUUCAAGAAUUUAUUUUAUACUUUUUGUUGCUCCCAUCGUGUACACCACAUCAUCAAGUUCUGUUCCGCCUAUAGACCAACAUGUUCUCGAAGAUAUCUUCGGACCGUUGUCAUAUCUCGCCUCUGCAUCUUCCCUCUCCCAGGCCGUAGCAGUCAGACCUUUAAAUGAUACUGAGCCGCAGUACUUCGACGACCGUGAUUACUAUUCCCCACCUGCUGUAGAUUACGAUAAAUUUGAUUGGGGACUCACAAAGCGUGUGGCGUCGGCUUCUAGCAAGAAUUUCCUGCUCUCUCCAUUGGGGUUGAAGCUGGCACUGGCUAUACUCACAGAAGCGGCGACCGGUCCUACACGCGCCGAAAUGGCUGCAGUACUAGGUUUUGAAUUGGAUAAGAACGUUACCAGACAAAGAUAUACAUCUAUAAUCGAGUCUUUAAAGGUCUCGUCACCUGAUUACAUUCUCAAUUUAGGCAGUCGAAUCUACUUAGAACAUAGUAUAGUACCAAAACAGCGAUUUGCAGCUAUUGCCGAACAGUUUUACGAUACACAGUUAAGAAGGAUCAACUUCAGCGAGCCGCUGAUAGCAUCCAAGGAGAUAAACGAAUGGGUCACUAAUGUUACACACGGCAGGAUUACUAAUUUAGUAGAUCAUGACGACCUCGAGAACGCCGUAAUUCUUAUUCUAAACACACUAUUCUUCAAAGGAAGCUGGAGGUAUCAGUUCUCACCAAAUGCGACCAAACCUGGAACCUUUUACGUGUCUCCCAAUGAACCCAAACAAGUGCCAAUGAUGAGCAUCAAAGAAAAGUUCUAUUAUGUAGAAACGACGAAGUAUGAUGCCAAAAUAUUGAGGAUGCCUUAUUUGGGUAAAAAAUUUGCAAUGUAUAUAGUAGUUCCAAAUUCUCUGACGGGGUUAGCAAAUGUGUUGAACGGGCUAAGUGAGUUACAAACCGAGAUGAACUAUUUGAAGGAGCGGAUGGUUAAUGUCAUUCUGCCUAAAUUCAAUUUUGAUUACACCGCCAUUUUAGAUGAAGUCUUGAAAGAGAUGGGAAUAAGGCUAUUGUUCGAGGAUACUGCUAACCUCCCUGGCAUUUCACGGGGACAAGGCCUGCAGCAGCGACUGAAGGUGUCCAGGGUACUCCAACGGUCUGGUAUUGAAGUGAAUGAACUUGGCAGCGUCGCUUAUUCCGCAACCGAAAUAUCAUUGGUGAAUAAAUUCGGUGAAGACGAUGAUGUCAGUGAAGAAGUGUUAGCGAACAAGCCGUUCUUGUUCUUUAUACAGGACGAGGUAACGAGGCAACUGCUGUUCACAGGCAGGGUUACCGAUCCCUUAAUCCUUGAUGGUGCAUUCGAAGAUACCGGAGGUUUAAAAGUAUGGUGGGUAGUUUUGAAAAGAAAGAGGUUGUGUUAUUUACUUGACUUGGCUGAGACAAUGUCGACUCCCAGAUUUCUUUUUACCAUCAUACAAUGUCUAAGCUGUCUCGCAAACAGCCAAAGCUCAGACUUCUCACGUCUGAAUUUCUUCGACAUAGACCUUCUUCGAUACUCAGCUGAGGACAAAAAGGGUAAUGUGAUAUUUUCCCCUGCCAGUAUAAAGUCUACCUUAGGCAUGAUACUGGAUGGUGCGAAUGGUGUGACGGCGAAUGAAAUAAGAAAUGCAUUGAGAUUGUCGCCCAAUAAAGAUGACUUUAGAUACCAGUUCAAUUUGUAUUUGAAAGCAUUACAGUCCAAUUCACCAGAAGUGACGUUGACGAAUGCCAAUUCAGUAUUUGUAUCGAAUAAGUUGAAUUUAAAAAAGGAAUAUGAGACUGCACUGAAACAGAUAUAUUUUUCCGACGUACACAAAGUGAACUUUACGGAUCCUAUUUUAGCUUCAAAAUACAUUAAUAAUUGGGUGAAAAAUAAUACAAAAGGUCUGAUAUCGUCUAUAGUGGAUCCUGUUAAUCUCGAGCCAUUGUCCCAAAUAUUGGUUACAAAUGCACUUUACUUCAAAAGCACUUGGAAGCAUGCUUUCGAUGAUAAGCUAACACGUGGCAUGUGCUUCUACGACGGCGGCGUCUGUAAGACUGUGGCUAUGAUGGACUUACAGACAGAACUUAAUUACGGGUACAUAGAUAAUUUGCGAGCUCACGCUGUCGAGUUGCCUUAUGCGGGAGAACGCUAUUCUAUGAUACUGUUGGUACCGCGUGAACGUGACGGCGCAAUACCACUCAUAAGAGACCUCCCUUAUAUGAGUCUACCUGAAGUGUGCAAGCAAAUGCUACCAACAGACGUUCAACUGUCUAUGCCAAAGUUUACCAUAGACUAUAGUGAAGACAUGACUGAUGCGUUACGAGCUAUGCGAAUCACCUCCAUGUUUUCCUCCAAAUCUAAUCUAACAGGAAUGUUCGUUGGAGAUUCACCGCAAAUAAAUGCAUUCUUCCAUAAAGUGUUCAUGAGUGUGGACGAAGUGGGCACUGUCGCUGCUGCAGCUUCGUCCGCUAUGGUUGUGCCGUUAAUAGCAAAUGGAGUUGAGUUAAGGGUGGACAGGCCUUUUGUGUUCUUUAUAAAGGACAAUAAUUUGGGCGUAGUACUCUUUGAAGGGAAGGUCGACGAUCCGACGCCUUAUGUCGCCUCUAACCUUGUGGUGAAAGAACCUGUCAAGGACGUCAAAUCAAAUGCCACAAAAAAUAAUAUAAUCAAUAAAUUGGCAAAGUUGACGUGAGAAUAAUAGAUAUAAGUACAGUGGUCAUACUGCUGUCAUAUUCUCGGUAGUCAUAUAAGUCAGUAAUAAUAGAUCCAUAAAUUAAAAGUAUGAGUAUUUUUAUAAUAUAACAUUCAAUGAUGUGACUGUGAUAAGUAAUCACAGUUUGAAACGUCGUAAUAAAAUUAAUCGAUAUAUACAA